AAGUAACAAUAAAGAUCAGCUCUCCUCCAUCAGAGAUUAAACGAUGAGAUCGGCGACAAGAGAGUAACCCUAGCAGCAGACACAACACUAGUUCAUCGAGAAGCAAGAUGACUUUCAAGCGUAGGAACGGUGGAAGGAACAAGCACAACAGAGGUCACGUCAAGCCAAUCAGAUGCUCCAACUGUGGCAAAUGUUGUCCCAAGGACAAGGCCAUUAAGAGGUUCAUUGUGAGGAACAUUGUGGAGCAGGCUGCUAUUAGAGAUGUCCAGGAAGCUAGCGUCUACGAAGCAUACACAUUACCGAAGCUAUAUGCAAAGACGCAAUACUGUGUCUCCUGUGCUAUCCACUCUCACGUCGUUAGAGUCCGUUCCCGCACCAACCGUAGGGUCCGUACUCCUCCACCGCGUUUUGCCAGACGCAAGGAGGAUACUCCCAAGCCUGGGCAACCAGGACAGGCCCCUCGUCCAGCUGGACCUGGACCUGCAGCUGCACCGCGUGUCUGAAACCUGCAAUCAGCUUCCUCUCGUGUUUUCUUAUGUUCUAGUUACUUCUUUGAGGAUGUUUGUCUCUGGUUCAGAUUGUUUUGCCAUGUGGAUCUUGAAUUCUGUCAAACUAUUUCAAUAGUUGAUUCAACUUUGUUUUUUGCACCUCUA
This is a messenger RNA of Arabidopsis lyrata subsp. lyrata, 653 nucleotides long. RefSeq names its product 40S ribosomal protein S26-1. Lineage: Eukaryota; Viridiplantae; Streptophyta; Magnoliopsida; Brassicales; Brassicaceae. Gene Ontology annotation, molecular function: structural constituent of ribosome; mRNA binding. Bases 108 to 503 code for a protein of 131 amino acids. The record is from RefSeq and is a predicted model, not a curated record. Gene Ontology annotation, cellular component: ribosome; cytosolic small ribosomal subunit. Gene Ontology annotation, biological process: translation. The transcript is spliced from 5 exons.